ACAAGACAACAAUCGACACUCCCAUUCAUUCAUUCAAGGAAAAUGUCUCUCACAACCACCGCCACCACAACCGCGGCCUCCGCCACCUCGACCUGCCACCAGCAGCUCUACGAGAUCCCCAUCAAGGACGCCGCCUGCGCCAUGCCCAGCACCGGCAACAACUCCGCCAUCAUGAGCAGCUGCUGCGGCGCCGCCGACGUCGUCUCCUACAGCAGCUGCGACUACUACUGUCUCGCCCAGGACCAGACCGUCCACACCCUGGCCGAGUGCCUCAUCAAGGCCUCCGAGGCCGGCGAGGUCUGGUGCAACACCGGCGCCAACGCGACCGCCACGGGCACCGUCCCGGCCACCGGGGCCGGGACCAUCGUGGCGACGGCGUCGGCGACGUCGUCUUCCUCCACGAAGAAGGGGAAGAGCUCCGGGACCGCGACGGGGUCGAGUGCGUCGAGCAGCUCGACUAGUGGGGGGAAUGUGGCUGUUGGUGUGAGUAAGAAGGCCGUGGGAGUGAUUGCGUUGUUGGUUGCUGGGGUUGUUGGGGGUGGACUGUUGUAAGGAGGGAGUUGCUUGGGUAGAUGAGGUGGUAUAUUAUUUGAAGAUGGGGAGAGGUUGAUUUGAUGAUGCGGAUGGGGUGGCGGAUAACAGGGAGGUUGGGCAUGAUGGUAUUCUUUGUGUUGCUGUAUUGUACAGUUCGUUCCUAUAAGAGGUUGUGCGAGCAAUCAAUAAUUGCAGCCACAGGAGGUCAAUUGAG
Molecule: messenger RNA, 748 nt
Organism: Aspergillus aculeatus ATCC 16872
Lineage: Eukaryota; Fungi; Ascomycota; Eurotiomycetes; Eurotiales; Aspergillaceae
Exons: 1
Coding region: 43-552 (169 amino acids)
Source: RefSeq, a predicted model, not a curated record